Molecule: messenger RNA, 2696 nt
Organism: Cyprinodon variegatus (sheepshead minnow)
Lineage: Eukaryota; Metazoa; Chordata; Actinopteri; Cyprinodontiformes; Cyprinodontidae
Gene: pmela
Product: premelanosome protein
Exons: 12
Coding region: 82-2337 (751 amino acids)
Biological process (GO): melanosome organization
Cellular component (GO): melanosome
Source: RefSeq, a predicted model, not a curated record
GUUCUUGGAGCCUGUUUGGAUUCUGGACCAAGGGGUGAGAUUCUGGAUUCAGAAGGAAGACCAAAAACGACCAAAGCAAAGAUGUGGAUUCUGACGCUUCUUCUUUUGGCUUUUACAUCAGCCACGGCAGAUAGACAAAGGAGCCAUUUCACACGUUACAGAUCAUGGAAUUCUCGGUUGUAUCCGGUCUGGCAAGAUGGAGACCCAAGGUUCAGGAACUGUUGGUCUGGUGGUGAAGUGACCUUUGACCUUCAGAAUGAUGCGCCCACCCUCAUAGGAGCAAAGGCAACUUUCACCAUCAACCUUAAUUUCCCAGUAAACCAGACGGUGCUGCCUGAUGGGCAGGUGGUGUGGGCACGCAACUGCACCGUCAACGGGCGUGAGUACCUGGAGGGUCAGGCUGUGUAUCCAGAGAGAGAUAACGAAUGGAGCGGAGUUUUCCCUGACGGCACGCCUUUCAACAGGAGUCAGAACAGGAAACCCCGCUAUGUGUUUGUGUGGAAGACAUGGGGGCGUUACUGGCAGGUGGCAGAUGGACCAUCCUCCUCCCUCACCAUUGACACGGACAACGUUCAGCUGGGUUCUUACAAAAUGGAGCUGGUCAUCUAUCACUGCCGUGGAAGAGACAAGUUCAUCCCCCUCGGCUACGCAUCUUCUGUCUUCACCAUCACAGACCAGGUUCCAUUCAGCCUAUCCCUUUCUCAAGUCAAUGAUGUCAAUCAAAAUGACCAGAACUUCAUCCAGAACCAACCCAUCGCCUUCUCAGUUGCACUCCACGAUCCCAGCCAGUACCUGAACAGUGCUGACAUCAGCUUCAGCUGGGACUUUGGGGACAAAAGCGGGACGCUCAUCUCCAGAGAGCGCACCGUAACACACACAUACCUCUCAGCAGGAGACUUCAAACCUCAGGUGAUCCUGAUGGCGCACAUUCCCAGCUCAUGUGGAAACCCCACUGCUGUUGCUCCAUCCGAAUCCUCUGUUGCUCCAGCUGUAGUUGUUCCUUCCACCCUGACCCCAGCUGAAGGACAAGAUGCUGCAGCCCUGGAUGUUCUUGCCUCAAACGCCUCCCCUACCGAUGCCUCUGAAAAUGUAGAACCAGCCGCUGAUACCGACACCGUGGAGACUGCCUCGGUGGCUCCAGCAGCAGUGGAUGCGGCUGUUGCUCCAGCAGAGCAAGAUCCUGCAGACACAGCUGCAGAAGGAGAUGUGGCUGCAGUGGAUACAGAGGCUGCAGCAGGAGAGGCAGCCACUGCUCUCCCUGAGGCUGAGGAGCCGGUAGAAGUGGAAACAGUUGCAGAGGACGGCACUGAGGCAGAUGUGGAGACUGUCCCAGUGAUUGACGCUGCUGCUUCAGCAGCCCCUGUCACAGCGGAGGAAGAACCUGCAGAUGAGGUUGUUGUUGCCUCCACGGUUACACCUGUGGUGGAUACAUCUGUACAGGCGGAGGCCAACGAGGCCUCUGUAGUAACUAUUGUUGCUCAAGACAUAACUGAAGCCCCUGCUGCUGUAGAGAAUGUUGCUGCUGCACCUGCCACUGAGGUCACAGCAGCAGAAGAAACUGCUGCUGACCCUGAAGCCGAGGUGCUAGAUACUGAAAACGCAGUUGCCGCAACUGCAGCUGCUGCAGCAAAUGAAGCAGAAGCUGUUCCAGAUGAGGCUGAAGUUCUGGCUGAAGUAGAUGCAGAUCCAGCCCAGGUUGCACUUGUGGUGGUCAAGAGACAAGCCCCGGAAAUGACAGCUGAUUGCACAAUCGACCGCUUUGGUUCCCUCUCUACAACAGUAAAUGUCGUUGAGGGAAUUGAGAGUGUAGAGAUUGUUCAGAUGUCCAAUGUUGUGUCAAUGGCGACUCAGUUGGAUCAGAAUGCAGUGGAUGUCACCAUUUCCUGUCAGGGAAGCCUCCCAAGUGAAGUGUGCACGAUUAUCUCUGAUGGUGACUGUAUAACACCGGUUCAGACCGUGUGCAGUUCAGCCAUGCCCUCUCCAGACUGUCAGAUGAUCCUUCGCCAGUUCUUCAAUGACACGGGCGUGUUCUGCCUCAAUGUUUCCCUCACUAAUAAUGUCAGCCUGGCUAUGGCCAGUGCUAGGAUCAAUGUAGCAGUAGCGUCUGGUGGUUCCCCUGCUGGAACUGCUGCCACGGUGCUGGGAGGAAUGUUGCUGGCCUGUGUUGUCUGUUGCAUUGGUUUAAUGUACAGACGGUUCAAGCAGUACCAGCCUCUGAGGGAGGACAAUGGUAAUGGAGGCAGCUUUGUGACAUCUGUCCCACUGCUGCUGUGGAACCUGUUGAGUCGACAGUCACCAGGAGAGAGCCGUCCAUUGCUUCAGGGAAGGAUCGUCUAAAAAUGAGCAGCAGUUUAUGUACCCAGCAUGUACCUAUUCUGACAUGAACGCCUUAAAUGACGUAACACCAGUCAGAUGAUCUUCAUCUUUGAAAUAACAUAAACAAUUAUAGGGAAACAUCCUCAUGAAUAAAAACGAAGGGUCUUUUCUUUAAUAUCGAAAGUUAUUUAUUUUGUUCUGGAACAUCUUUAUUAAAGGCACUUGUAGUUAAUAGCAGUGUAAUCUGUGACCUUCUUUUUUCAACCUGCUAACUAAUUAAUUCUUAUGCAUUUUACCUCAUUUGAGUGUAAAUAAAACACAAGAUUUAUUACAGAAACAAUUUUCUGUAAAGCUCUAAAACUAAUAAAAAUUCCCCUUUC